AUGGGAAUGGAGAGUGGCAGUGAUCGUGGAAAUAAGGAUGCUGCAGACUUUGAGGGCCAUAAAGCGAAUAUCAGACUUGCGGAUGAUGUCCGCAGCUUCUGCGCCGUCUCCAUAAUCACUGCUGCACCCUCCGUCUCCAACAGCCCCAUAGACAUCUCCCUUCCCGUCUCUGCCGACAACCCGACUCGUCGUUCCCGUCGUAUCCACAGUCUCCGCCGUCUUCAUUCGUCGCUCGCCGCCGUCGCCGCCACCACAGUCGUCCCCGCCUCCGCCUCAUCCGCCGCCGCCGCCGGCAACACGGCCUCUGCUGCCGCCGGCGCGUACGCCGCGCCGUCUUCGUUUUCUGCGUUCGUGCUUUAUGAGGCGCGAGAUCGCGGCUGCGAUUGUGCUAGCAGGCUCGGAGGUAAGGUGAUGGAGGGGCCGAGAAAUGUUGAUGUGGUGUGAAAAGGUUUGUGCGAACAUAUUACUGCAUGAAAUAAGGAGCAUAACGCUUCGUUGUUGAAAUCGAGUCGUUACC
Gryllus bimaculatus (two-spotted cricket) is the source of this 517-nucleotide messenger RNA. The record is from the annotation of a GenBank genome assembly. NCBI's taxonomy places the organism in Eukaryota, Metazoa, Arthropoda, Insecta, Orthoptera, Gryllidae.